Messenger RNA from Cladophialophora immunda, 2448 nucleotides. RefSeq lists its product as uncharacterized. The transcript has a single exon. The record is from RefSeq and is a predicted model, not a curated record. Lineage: Eukaryota; Fungi; Ascomycota; Eurotiomycetes; Chaetothyriales; Herpotrichiellaceae. The coding region runs from base 883 to 1509 and encodes 208 amino acids.
GCAUACGACCAGAGUUGUCUGGCUGCCUCUUCCCACCACCGAAUUCCCCCAUCGCUCAUGGUAUCAGGUAUCACCACCCGUCACCCGACUCGACUCUGAUGCAUCAACACCACCAUCCCACUCUCAAACCCCUUGCAUGCUGUCUGUGCGACGUGAUGAAAUGGCCGCAUCUCGACACCGGGUUCUCGUCGUUGACUCGUCUUGUCGUGACUAUCCCAUCCCUCCUUGUAUCGUCAAUGGCGCCAUAUCGUGCAUGGAUGUUGCGCCAAUUUCACCUGGAACCCCCAAUACCCCGGAUUUGCACCUCUGUCCCUCCUGGUUUCUCUUCAGCAUCCCGAAUCCUAAGGUUUGGCAUUGUUCUCCGCGCUCUCUUUGCAAUCAUCUGACGCUUAAAUUUCACCUCGCCCUUGCAGCCUGGACGGUAGCCUAUCGGAAAAAAUGCUGAUGGUGUGAGUGCCUCCCCCCCCCUUCAAAGUGGCCAACGUCCACUUCAACCAACGUACGGCGUUCCACUGCACAAGAUCGUGGCCUCAUUCAUAGAAGCCUCUCCGGAAGCCUGGAUCCUCCGACGGCAUUUCGGCAAUCAAGUGAUCUUGUAUUUGAGGGGCUGUGCCACACUGUCUGUCCAAUCGUCAUACGCAUCCAGUGCUGUUCUGUUGCAGGCGGAGCAUUCAUCUCGUGAAGUGGAUGUGUUUGGCAUCCUGUUUGCCAUCCAUGGCCGUCCAAGUCCUUCCCUAGCGGCAAACACAGCCGGGCAAAAAUGUCUCUCUCCAAUCAUGUUUGCUCAUCCCCAGACAUAUAAAAACAUUAACCCAGCCGCUGGGCGUCGAUGUUCGGAGAACGCGAGAAAGAUACGAUGCAACAACCCCAGAUAUACCAGAAAUGGUUGAAAUUCCCGUUAUAAUUACCCCUCCAGACUGUCACCCUCUCGCAGACAAACCAGACCAGCAAGAACAGGCUGACCAGAUCCUGGAUGAGCCUGAUUUUUCUCCCGUCGCGCACGAGGUGAACCCAAUGACUACCUCCACCACAGUCACUACAGCCAGCAUCGCCGCCAUGGUUUCAGAGGGCACUCAAACCGACCAGACCGAUCCAGUGGCCGGCCACGAGACUCCGCCUGCGAAGACGUACAGUCCAUUUUGUCCGCUGAGCCCAGCACGCUCUCGGUCCGACUCUCCUGGACCUAAACCUCACUUUCCUCCCUUCCCGCCGUGGAGGGAGCUUCGCCACCGCAUCUAUGGCCCUCAUCCAACGCACCCUGGAUAUGCGGGUAACGAGGCAACCAUCGAGGGCCAUCUCUCCCCUCCCGAAGAGCCGCCAAAGUGCCCCAUGACGCCACAGGCCGAUCUGUACCAGGGUCAGUCACCAUCCACGUUUGGGAUGCAGUUCGACCGUCCCACCAAAACAUACUGGAGAAGGUACACCAAGCCAGCAACGUGUGCUCAGAACUACGAGGACCACAAGCACCGGAUGUUAAUGGAAUGGCUGAACCGGAGGAACUCCGUGUGAGCCUCGAGACGCGUAGGAUCCUCAACCCCCACGAGGUCGAGGUCCAUGCUUCCUGAAUCCGACAAAUGGAAUGUCGGAACUUAAAUGUUGGAUGCUGCUAUGCAAGGUUCGACAGCAGUAUACUGAGCUGUUCGUUUGGAACCAUCAUGUACACAGCUGGCAGGAAGCCACCAACCAGCGACCUGUUCACGUUCUUGUUUCUUCUUCUUUUUUUCUUUUUCACCAUUGUUUUCAGGACUGGAAACAUGUUGCGGAGAGGAAUCCCUGUGAUUUUGCAUGGCGGACUUUUUGUGCCGAAUUCAUGGCAUCGAGAUUGGAAAUCAACAGCAACAUUAGCAGCGGGAUGGGCCAAAUUGUCCAGGUCGAUAAUUCUGGUUGGACGACUUUCUGCUCGGUUGGUUUUGUGCUUAAUUCUUGUCGCCGGCUGAAGUCUUUGGGUUAGUCGGCUGGAUGUAUAUUAUCUGCACUCAAGUAUCAUCAUCGUCCACAUGAUUCAUGAUGUUCAUGUAUCAAUAUAGAUCUGGCGAGCUACCUACACGCCGCCCCUCUCUCCCACCAUGGGCCAUGGCCUCGUGGCUCCGGGGUCGCCGAGUUCUACAAAGGUUCUACACAGCUCAACCACUCUCUUUGUUCGGGAGCCCCUUGUUCGAACGAACCUCCUCGCGCCAUGUCUGUCCACAUUUCCUGCAUGCCCCCGCCGAGGUUGCCAUGCACACUCACUAUAUGUCUUGAUCCUGCCGAGCCCCUUUCAGAACUACAUCACCGAGACGCCCCUUCAUCUUCUACCUGCAACCGCCCGCCCGCCAGCUGCGCCACGACCACCACCGUGUCCCUUUUUCUCUCUCAGAAAAUCGCCACGCCGUUGACCGGACUGGCCACGCCGCCGGGGACGUAGCAGGGGACGCUGGCGACGAAGAAGCUCCAGCGGCCCUGGCGGGC